ACUGUUCCCGCGCUUUGUCUCGAAAUAGGAUGUUGUCUUAUAUAAAGGAAAGUGGAAUGUUUAUUGUUGUGUGUAAUGUAAUCGAGUACUAAACUCACCGUAAGAUCUCACAAUUAAAAUAUGAUGUCAGAGGAGAAGCUGGUUCCUCCAGAGGAGUUCCCUUUCCCAUUCAAACCAUAUUCAAUUCAGCUGGAUUUCAUGAAGCACCUGUACAAAACUCUAGAGGAGGGGAAAUUGGGGAUUUUUGAGAGUCCCACAGGAACAGGCAAGUCUCUGAGCUUAAUAUGUGGUGCACUUUGCUGGCUGCGAGACCAUGAGGAGAGGAAACGACGGCAGCUCAAAGCAGCCAUUGCUCAGUUGGAUCUUAUGAAGACUUGUGAUGGUGAUAGUGAAAUAGAUUGGUUAACCCAGCAGAUACAGCAGUCACAAGUGUUGCAACAGCGGCAGCAGUUGCAGCAGCAACUGAACAAGAUUCUGUGUAAUGACGAGAAACUGGAACAGCUGCGCAAGCGUAAAGUGAAGAAACUGGAACGACCAUCAGAGAAAUAUACAGAAGCAGCAAAACAGAGGGAUUUGAACACUGAAACACCUGUCACUGGCACUGAUCCUGAGGCUGAUGAUGCUGAUAUCUUGCUGGAGGAAUGUCUUGAGUCAGACACCACAGAAGACUCUGAUCCGGAGCCAGAAGAACAAGAAGACGAAGAAAGCAAAGAGUAUGGAGAUAUAAAGAUUUACUUUUGCAGCCGUACUCAUUCUCAGCUUGCACAGUUUGUGGGUGAGGUGCAGCGUAGCCCAUAUGCAGAGAACAUUCGCCUUGUCUCACUAGCCUCCAGGCAGAACUACUGCAUCAACAAGGCUGUGCAGAAGCUCAAGAGUCUCUCACUCAUAAAUGAACAAUGUACUGAUAUGCAGCGUAAGAAGAAAGGUCGUACUACAGCAGUGGAUAGCUCAGGAAAGGCUGUAAAGAAAUCUCGUGGCUCUUCUGGUUGUCCCUACCUUCAGCAGAAGGCAGUGGAGAGGCUUCAAGAAGAGGCACUGCUUGAGGUGCAAGAUGUGGAACAGCUGGUGACCAUAGGACGGAAGCUGUCAGCAUGUCCAUACUAUGGCUCUCGCGCAGCUGUAAGAGAUGCACAGGUAGUAGUGGUCCCUUAUAACACUCUUCUCCAUAAGAACACCCGCAAGGCAUGUGGCAUUAACGUGACAGGCAGUGUUAUCAUUAUUGAUGAGGCCCACAACUUGCUGGAAACCAUCAGUCACAUCCACAGCUCUGAGGUGACAGGACAUCAGCUUACACAUGCCUACAGCCAGCUGAGCCAGUAUCAGGAUCGCUAUAGAAACAGAUUCAGUGCUGCCAAUCUGCUUCACCUUGGCCAGGUCAUCUUCGUUGUUGGCAGACUUAUUCGUAUGUUAGGUGGGAAGCCAGGAUGCAGUCCUGUUGAGAGCAGCAUUAAGGUUGUGGACACAAAGAUGUAUACAUUGGCUGAGUUUGUGCUGUCAGCAGAAAUAGACAACAUCAACCUAUACAAGCUGCUAGAAUUCUGUCAGAGAAGCAAGAUUGCUCACAAGCUGCAUGGGUUUGCUGAACGUUACCAUCCAGCUGUUGUACUGAACCGUACUGUCAAAUCAUCAGCACAACAACAGAUGGGCAUUCGGGCAUUCCUCAAAGAAAUCUCUGUGGACAAUAUCUCUACACCCAAGCAAGAAUCCAUACCAGCAUCAUCUGUUUCUGAACCAAUCCUGAGCAACCCCUUGCUGCCAGUGCUAGGCUUCAUGGAGGCUCUCACAAACCACUGCAGUGAUGGUCGUGUGGUGUGCAACAGACAGACAACAGUAGGACGUGGUAGCCUCAAGUUUCUCCUGUUGAAUCCAGCUGCUCACUUCUCCAGUAUUAUUAAGGAGGCAAGAGCAGUGGUGUUGGCAGGGGGCACAAUGCAGCCACUGGAUGAGUUCCGGGACCAGCUGUUCCUAUCAGCAGGAGGAACUGUUGAAAGACUUACAGAAUUCUCCUGUGGCCAUGUUAUUCCUCCAGACAGUAUCCUGCCCAUAGCACUGGCAGCUGGCCCCUCAGGCAAGCAGUUGGACUUCUCAUAUCAGACUCGCACAACACUAAUAAUGCUGAAUGAGCUGGGAAGAAUUCUAGUAAAUGUCUGUAAUGUCAUACCUGCUGGCAUUGUGUGCUUCUUCCCAUCAUAUGAAUAUGAGAAACUUGUGUCUGAGCACUGGACAAAGAAUGGAGUCAUCUCAAAACUUGAAAGGAAGAAAAAGGUUUUUCGGGAGCCAAGGAGAUCUGGCAUGGUAGAGCAUGUGCUGAAUGAAUAUGCAGCACAUAUUGGUGAACCGGGAUCAAGUGGAGCCAUCAUGUUCAGUGUUGUGGGUGGAAAGCUGAGUGAGGGUCUUAACUUCAGUGAUGACUUGGGUCGCUGUGUGAUAGUUGUUGGCAUGCCAUACCCAAACAUCAAGUCACCUGAACUCCAAGAAAAGAUGAACUAUCUCAAUGCUAAUGUUAGCCCUACAGCUGGAAUGCAGCACUAUGAGAACUUGUGUAUGAAAGCAGUGAACCAGUCUAUUGGUCGGGCCGUGCGACACAGGAAUGACUAUGCUGCUGUGCUGCUGCUAGACCAGCGAUACACCCGAACGCACACACAGGCUGCACUUCCAACCUGGAUCAGGACCUCUUUGUCCUCGCACGCCAAGUUUGGUCCAGCCUUUGCCCAGCUUACUAAGGUAAGCUCAUGUCUUUAUAUUCAGUAGUUGAAGAACACAAAGAAAUGUUAGAACUGGAUAUUAUUUGUGUAGAAUGUUGUUCAUCCAGGGCUACAGUCACAAUUACUUAUCCUGUUAAUAUUUGUAGGGGCUCCUAGAAACAGUCAGUGUCACUGAUGUAAGUUUCCCACAGCAAAGACAAAGGUUCAAUCACAGAUCAGUUCACAUGAAAUUUCUAGAGACCCUGGAGCAAGUUCACUUUCGUUUUUCCAAGCCAUCCCAAGUGUGCCAUACACAUUUCACUAUUCCUGAGAUGAUACACAUUCCUCUUGGUCAUAGCUUCACCACAUUUGGCUGGCUUCAGAGGAAGGAAACUUUUCAAUUGUUAUGCAGGCUUUAAGGUUCUCACAGCAGUGGUUGCGAUGAAUCCCAUCACCUAGGAUAUAAUGCCAUGCAGUCCAUUGAAAGUCAACUGGUGUUUCAGAGGAACAUGUUGCCUUCAUCAUCAGGGUUCAAAAAAUGAGCAGAGCAAGAAACUAGCAUGAAAGAAGUGGUAAGCAGAGCUCUGCAUGUCACCUGCAUAUUCUUCAACCCUGACUAUGGACACGACAUGGUCCUCCAAAAUGUCAGUUUACUUUCAUUAGACUACAUGCCAUUAUACCCAAGAAGACAGAACAUCUGUAUUUUCUUUGUUCUGUUCUUUCAUCCAUCUACCCAUAUGCUGUGCUCUGUAUAGUGUGGGUCUUAAUGGCUUUAAUAUUGCUGGUCAUAUUAAAUAAAAAUCAGAAUCAGAGUUGGGUGAAUGGAUUACUAUUACAUACAUUACAAUACUUCUGUAUGCUUAAUAGCCGUAAGUAAAAUUGAAUUUCGAUAUAGGUAUUGACAGGCUUCAAAGGGUUGACUUCUAGUUCUAAGGGUGCACCAGAGGUGAUGCUUUGUUCAUACAAUCAUUUAGCCAGUGGGUGGUCACAGUCGUGAUAGUGCACUCACUGAAAUAAACAUAAAUUGCUGUUACACUUCCACCUUUAUCUAAAUGCACAAGUUAAUUCUUUUAUUUUCUUCAGUCACUGGACAUAUCUUGUGGUCAGUGAGUUGUCCACAUUCUCUGUGAGUGCUGAACCAUGAUGAGAUACAGUACUAAUAAAGACAUGUUUUUUGUUAAAACUUACACUGAAAGAAAUCUUACUGCAGUAUAGGCCAUGCAGCAAAGUAUACCACAUAAACUAGACAUCACAACAACAGUAACAAUCAACAUACUCGUAAUAAGAAAGAAUAAACACAAACAAAUCUAGCCAAUAAUAGAAGAAUCAAACGAAAAGAUGUGUGGUCUACUACAGCAACAGACAUUAACCUGAAUACAGCAUAUGGCACUUUUAAAUUAAUUUUUAACUUUUAGUUCAUAUAUAUCUUGUAUUUAAAUCAUCAUCUAGCAGUCAGUAUAUAAAUGUCCAUAGAAAGUAGUCAUUUUAAGCCUAUAUACAUGCUUUACAAUUCAAUAAUGAAAACAUGUAAAUCACAACACCUGAAGAUGACCCUAUACG
Cryptotermes secundus is the source of this 4244-nucleotide messenger RNA. Its product is annotated as ATP-dependent DNA helicase DDX11. The record is from RefSeq and is a predicted model, not a curated record. Bases 121 to 2751 code for a protein of 876 amino acids. NCBI's taxonomy places the organism in Eukaryota, Metazoa, Arthropoda, Insecta, Blattodea, Kalotermitidae. Gene Ontology annotation, molecular function: DNA helicase activity; hydrolase activity, acting on acid anhydrides, in phosphorus-containing anhydrides; ATP binding. Gene Ontology annotation, biological process: establishment of sister chromatid cohesion; nucleobase-containing compound metabolic process. Gene Ontology annotation, cellular component: nucleus. The transcript is spliced from 17 exons.